This is a messenger RNA of Rubroshorea leprosula, 2323 nucleotides long. The record is from the annotation of a GenBank genome assembly. NCBI's taxonomy places the organism in Eukaryota, Viridiplantae, Streptophyta, Magnoliopsida, Malvales, Dipterocarpaceae.
AAUGUCUUUGGCAGAUAUGCACCUUCUUCGAUGUUCUGAGUCCUUUUAGAGAAAAACCCACAAAGAGGAAGAAAGGUUAGAUUGGAAAGUGGAAACCUUUCUGUUUUUCCAUCUCUCAUCUGGGUUUUGCUCCUCUCUGUUGUUGAGAAUCUGAGUCAUUGGUUGUGGUUGGAGAGGAGAACAGAGGAAGGGUAUUGAGGCAAAAGAAUUGAUAGAAUGGAUGCACCCUUAUCAGCUUGGCCAUGGGAGAACUUGGAAAUCUUCAAGUACCUGUUGUAUGGACCUUUAGCUGCAAAAGUUGUAUAUUCAUGGAUCUAUGAGGAAUCAAUCAGUGAUGGUUGGUGUUUCCAUAUUCUCCUUAUUUGUAUGCUCAGAGGACUUGUUUAUCAGCUAUGGAGCUCCUACAGCAACAUGCUUUUCCUCACUCGCAAUCGCCGGAUUAAUCAGGAAGGGAUAGAUUUCAAGCAGAUAGACAAAGAAUGGGACUGGGAUAAUUUCUUACUUCUUCAAGCUUUAAUUGCUUCCAUGGCGUGCUACAUCUUCCCUCCUUUCUUUCAUAGUAUUCCUGUAUGGAACGCAAAAGGCUUUGUCCUGUUAUUGUUGCUUCAUGUGACAAUUUCAGAGCCUUUAUUCUAUUUGGCUCAUAGAUGUCUCCAUGGAAGCUACCUUUUUACUCAUUACCAUUCUCUACACCAUUCAUCACCAGUUCUCCAUCCCUUCACAGCUGGAAAUGCAACCCUUUUGGAGCAGCUGAUCUUAUCUUUGGUCAUGGGAAUUCCAAUUAUGGGUUCAUCUUUGAUGGGAUAUGGAUCGAUAAGCUUGGUUUAUGGCUAUGUCUUGGCAUUUGAUUUUCUAAGAUGCCUGGGGCAUUGCAAUGUGGAGAUUAUACCCCACCAGAUUUUUGAGAUGUUGCCUUUCCUUAGAUAUCUAAUCUAUACCCCCACAUAUCAUACCCUGCACCACGCAGAGAUGGGGACCAACUUCUGCCUCUUCAUGCCUUUGUUUGAUGCAAUGGGGAAGACACUUAACAGCAAUUCAUGGCAAUUACACAGGAAAGUUAGUUCAGAUUCAGCAAAAAGUGGGAGGACACCUGAUUUUGUGUUUCUAGCACACGUAGUGGAUAUAACAUCGGCAUUGCACGCACAAUUUGUCUUAAGAUCAUUUGCGUCAUUGCCGUUCGUGACAAGGAUCUUUUUGCUGCCUAUGUGGCCUGGAGCUCUUUUUUUUAUGCUGAUGAUGUGGGCCUGGUCUAAGACCUUCCUCUUCUCUUUCUACAACCUCAGGGGGCGGUUGCACCAGACAUGGGUGGUACCAAGGUUUGGAUUUCAGUACUUUUUACCUUUUGCAACAGAAGGCAUUAACAAGAAAAUAGAGGAGGCCAUUCUGAGGGCUGAUAGAAUAGGGGUUAAAGUCAUUAGCCUUGCUGCAUUGAAUAAGAAUGAAGCGCUAAAUGGGGGAGGAACACUCUUUGUUAACAAGCAUCCUGAGCUUAAAGUUCAUGUUGUCCAUGGGAAUACCCUAACUGCUGCAGUUAUUCUUAAUGAUAUCCCUAAGGAUGUCAAAGAGGUGUUUCUAACUGGAGCCACUUCUAAGCUUGGAAGAGCAAUUGCCCUCUAUUUAUGUCAAAGGAGGGUACGAGUACUAAUGUUGACUCUAUCAACAGAGAGAUUCCAAAAUAUUCAAAAGGAAGCCCCUGUUGAUUUCCAACACUACCUGGUGCAAGUGACAAAGUACCAAGCAGCUCAAAACUGUACGACAUGGAUAGUUGGCAAGUGGAUAACACCAAGGCAGCAAAGUUGGGCACCAACUGGAACCCAUUUUCAUCAGUUUGUUGUCCCACCCAUAUUGCCCUUUAGAAGGGACUGUACUUAUGGUGAUCUUGCAGCAAUGAGGUUGCCAAAAGAUGUUGAAGGGCUUGGAACAUGUGAGUACACCAUGGAGAGAGGAGUGGUUCACGCAUGUCAUGCAGGUGGUGUGGUUCAUCUUUUAGAAGGGUGGACUCAUCAUGAAGUUGGGGCUAUUGAUGUGGACAGAAUUGAUGUAGUCUGGGAAGCUGCUCUCAAGCACGGGUUAAAGCCGGUGUCAAGUGAGAACUAAUGAACAAGUUUUAAUAUUUCCAAAGAAAAGUUGUUAAAGAAAGAAAUGUUUUGCGUUAUGUAAUAACAGGCCUCUUUAUAUUUCCGCUUUUGUUCCCCUGUAACUCGACAAAGAAAAUGUGGGUUUGUUGCAACUCACCCGAAAUGUCAUGUAAUUUGUACUCUUUGAAUUUAUUACCACUUUAUGAAGCAAAGUUCAUCUUCGUCAAUAAUGGUCAUAUCUAUAC